Messenger RNA from Chenopodium quinoa (quinoa), 1725 nucleotides. RefSeq names its product protein MITOFERRINLIKE 1, chloroplastic-like. The transcript has a single exon. NCBI's taxonomy places the organism in Eukaryota, Viridiplantae, Streptophyta, Magnoliopsida, Caryophyllales, Amaranthaceae. Gene Ontology annotation, molecular function: S-adenosyl-L-methionine transmembrane transporter activity. Gene Ontology annotation, cellular component: mitochondrial inner membrane. The record is from RefSeq and is a predicted model, not a curated record. The coding region runs from base 404 to 1657 and encodes 417 amino acids.
ACCCGAGUGUGUACAUGUCAUAUAGAAGCAUAUGGUAUUAAUAAAAGGAGAAUGAAAUUUCAAAUAUUAUUAUAUAUGGAGUGUGAAGAUAAAACUAUCCAAUUAUAUAUAACUAAACUAACUUAAAAACAGAACAGGUAACAGUAAUAAUUCAAUAAACAUAUGACUUAUACAUUCAAGAAAAAAAAAAAAGAAAGAAAUUAGUUCAAAAUUUGUGGAAGGCUUAUUCUACACAAAUCACUUUCUAUACUUUAUUCUUAAUAAUUGAUGAUACUUUGUUGUUCUAUGUAAUCUUCAACAUAAUCUCACCACACAAUCAUUCAUCUCCUAAAAAAGAAGGCAAGAAGAAGUCCUUUUAUAUUUUAUUUGUUUUUUUUUAACUAUAAUAUUAUGUUGACAAGGCAUGAAUCAUUAUGUUCUUUCCAAUUACUCCAAAUAUGUUGUCUACAAAAACUCAACAUCUUCAAACUCAAAAACAAGAUACUUAAACAUGGAAAGUACCAACUCUUCUUCAUCAAUAUCUCUUCUAUCAUUACCUUGCAACUCAACCUCUGAUCUUCAUUUCAACACCCUGUUCUCUAACCUUAACACCACCCUCAUCUUCUCGAAAACCCGAAAAUCCACCAAUAAUGUCCCUCUCCCUCAUUUCCUCUGUACCUCCAUGUCCAUGCAACUCAAACUCCAACCACCGACACCAAAAAAGCCACCACCUACUUCUCAUAUAACACUAAAAUCCUCCAUGAAUAACCUAUCGGUUUUUGAACGCGCUUUCAUUGGCACGUUAGCAGGAGCAUCUGCCGGUGCAUUCACUUACUUCUGCCUACACCCACUAGACACCAUCAAAACAAAGCUUCAGACUAAAGGGGCUAGCCAAAUUUACAAAAAUACCCUCGACGCGAUCAUUAAGACCUUCCAAACUAAAGGGAUAUCAGGGUUUUACAGUGGCAUAUCUGCUGUAAUAGUUGGUUCAACAUUCUCAUCUGCUUUAUUAUUUGGAACUUGUGAGUUUAGCAAAUCAUGCUUGUCGAAAUUCGAUGAAUUCCCCUCUUUGUUAGUCCCUCCUACAGCUAGUUUAAUGGGCAGUAUUGUGUCUUCUGCAGUAAUGGUACCUAAAGAGUUAAUAACACAAAGAAUGCAAGCUGGUGCAAAGGGAAAAUCAUGGGAAAUAUUAGCCCAAAUUUUGAGAAAAGGCGGUAUAUUAGGGUUGUACACUGGUUACUCUGCCACAUUACUAAGAAAUUUACCUGCAGGGGUUCUGAGUUAUUCAUCUUUCGAGUGGCUUAAAAUCGCGGUACUAAAGAAGGGAAACAAGGAGAAGCUGACACCAUUGGAGAGUGUUUGUUGUGGUGCAUUAGCCGGGGCGAUUUCAGCCUCACUGACAACACCCCUAGAUGUUGUUAAGACAAGGAUGAUGACUCAAUUUCAAGGGGUGGUUGUUAAUGAUGGUGUUAGUGGAAUAAUUAAGCAAAUUUUGAUGGAAGAAGGUUGGGUUGGUUUAACAAGAGGAAUGGGUGCAAGAGUUGUUCAUAGUGCUUGUUUUUCUGCUAUUGGUUAUUUUGCAUUUGAGACUGCUAGACUUGCUAUUUUGGAUCAAUAUCUUAAGCAUAAAAAUCAGUCUAAGGAAAUCAUGGCUUUAGAACCUUCAUUAAAUGGGUAGUUUGCACUUUUUUUAUGAAUGAAAUUACUCUGUUUUCUUAAUAAAUUUUACAAUGCUCUUUUUUAUGG